AUGAAGGUCUUUUUACCCGCCAUCGCUAUAUUUAUCUUUUCUGGUCUCUCUCUCGCUAAUGCGGAGCCAGCCGUCAGUCUUCCUGUCUUGCCUUCAGACACUGACUGCCAAGGAGAGUACGGUCCGUGGUCUGUGUGUGAGCCGCUGGAAGGCCACGCAACUCACCACGACACCGACGACGAUUUCAAGCUUGACCGCGGCCCUGAUGGAGAGUUUAUUAAUGACUGCUUCCAUUUUCAGACGUACAAAAUUUUGGUGCCGAAGAGUGGUAACGGGCGGGAGUGUUCACGCAAAGCAGGUUCCAAGAGAUUCAGAUACUGUGACGACUGCAGCACGAUUCCCUCGGUUCACAAACGCAUGGAGGCCCAACAGGCAACAGACUCACUUCGCACAUUCACAAUCAUUGCGGGGAUGUUUUGUUUGUUUGCAAUGGUAGCCCUAACAGCUUUGUGUGUGCGAAAAGUCUUAAAGGACGCUUCAUUACGGUCUGGGCAAGUCACUGUGUACGCGCCGGAGCCUCCUAAUGCUGCCGUUCACCAAGGAUAUCCAGCUGGUGUUCGUGCAGCUCAUACUACUCCUGCGGCGAUCAUGACUCCGGAAUACCAUGUACACUCCGCUAAAGCACUCACUCCAGAAACUGAUCGUAAUACUGAAGCUGGUGGUUCUGAGUACUGUGCAUAA
Molecule: messenger RNA, 681 nt
Organism: Besnoitia besnoiti
Lineage: Eukaryota; Apicomplexa; Conoidasida; Eucoccidiorida; Sarcocystidae
Exons: 2
Coding region: 1-681 (226 amino acids)
Source: RefSeq, a predicted model, not a curated record